GGGGACAAGGUCUCGCUCAUAUCAGGAGGAAGUAGAAAGAAGUUAGUCUUUGAAAAACAUUUAGGACAUAAUUACAGCCCUGGUCGUAUUCAAGGAUUGAGCUUGGACUUUACCAUAUAACAGGCGCCUCUUGUUAGCGUUUUAAAAUUAUAGAUUAGAGCAAAUCAUAGAAACUGCACGUUUAUCGAGGCGUUACAUAACAAGCUGGAUGCUCAAUAAGCACGCCCCCUGUAAACCCAGUGUCUAUGGCACAGACCACGUUGAAGAUAUUAAAAAAAACCCCGCGAAAUAAGUCACGUGAUCCAAGGAUUGGCGCGAAUUUUUCAGAGCGGAAUCCGUAGCGGCAGUAAUUGUCCUUCUCUGCCCCCACUACUGUCCAGACUUCUCAACUUCAAGUGGAUAUAAGUGGCCAGUCGCGAGUGUACCAGCAGAAUGUCAUCUCCAACAUCCACACCAAGCCGUAGGAAGAGUAAACGUGGGCGAGGCAGUAACCCUCCAACUCCUCGUGGAGAGGAAGUGCAGUCUCCUCCGUCACAGAAAAGACGGACAGAAGAUUCCACAUCAAUUGGUGAGCUUCUGCCCAUGCCAACCUCACCUUCAGGAGACAUUCAGAGUCCCUUGUUUUCUAGCCCUGCACCAUCAAGGCAUUCAGCCCAUCAAAGUGAGCUUGAUCUAAGCUCUCCUCUGACUUAUGGCACCCCUAGCUCAAGGGUUGAGAGUACCCCAAGAAGUGGUAUCAGAGGGACUCCUGCUCGUCAGAGACCUGACCUGGGAUCAGCACGCAAAGUUAAGCAGGUGGAUUUACAUUCAGACCAGCCUGCUGCAGAGGAGCUAGUUACGAGUGAGCAAUCUUUGGGACAGAAGUUGGUGAUCUGGGGAACUGAUGUCAAUGUUGCCAUAUGCAAAGAAAAGUUUCAGCGUUUUGUUCAGCGAUUCAUUGAUCCUUUGGCCAAAGAAGAGGAAAAUGUAGGGCUGGAUCUGAAUGAGCCUAUCUAUAUGCAACGACUUGAAGAGAUAAAUGUGGUAGGCGAGCCAUUUCUAAACAUUGACUGUGACCAUCUCAGAAGCUUUGACCAGGAUCUUUACAGACAACUAGUGUGCUACCCACAGGAAGUUAUACCAACAUUUGAUAUGGCUGCUAAUGAGAUCUUCUUUGAGCGGUACCCUGACUCCAUUUUGGAGCACCAGAUUCAAGUUCGACCCUAUAAUGCAUUGAAAACAAGAAAUAUGAGAAGCCUAAAUCCUGAAGAUAUUGAUCAACUUAUCACAAUUAGUGGCAUGGUUAUCAGAACUUCUCAAAUCAUCCCUGAGAUGCAGGAAUCAUUUUUUAAAUGUCAAGUGUGUGCCUUCACUACUCGGGUGGAGAUUGAUCGUGGGCGCAUUGCAGAGCCAUCUGUCUGCAAACACUGCAACACCACACACAGCAUGGCUCUUAUUCACAAUCGCUCUAUGUUUUCAGACAAGCAAAUGAUUAAACUGCAAGAGUCUCCAGAAGAUAUGCCUGCUGGUCAGACACCUCAUACAACCAUUCUCUAUGCUCAUAAUGACUUGGUAGAUAAGGUACAGCCUGGUGAUAGAGUGAAUGUCACAGGUAUUUAUAGAGCUGUCCCAAUUCGAGUUAACCCUAGAGUUCGAAAUGUAAAGUCGGUUUACAAAACUCACAUUGAUGUAAUUCAUUACCGAAAAACGGAUUCAAAGCGGUUGCAUGGUAUUGAUGAGGACACUGAACAGAAGAUGUUCACUGAAGAAAGGGUUGCAGUGUUAAAGGAACUGGCAGCAAAGCCAGACAUCUACGAGAGGCUUGCUGCAGCUCUUGCACCAAGUAUAUAUGAGCAUGAAGAUAUAAAAAAGGGAAUUUUACUUCAGUUGUUUGGUGGGACACGGAAGGACUUUAGCCAUACUGGAAGAGGCAAAUUCCGUGCUGAAGUAAACAUACUUUUGUGUGGUGAUCCAGGAACCAGUAAAUCUCAGCUUCUCCAAUACGUAUAUAAUCUGGUACCUAGAGGCCAGUACACCUCUGGAAAGGGAUCCAGCGCAGUUGGAUUAACCGCAUAUGUGAUGAAGGACCCAGAAACGAGGCAGUUGGUACUGCAGACUGGCGCCUUGGUUCUUAGUGACAAUGGCAUUUGCUGCAUUGAUGAAUUUGACAAAAUGAACGAGAGCACUAGAUCUGUCCUACAUGAAGUAAUGGAACAGCAAACCCUCUCCAUUGCAAAGGCUGGAAUAAUCUGUCAACUAAAUGCACGUACCUCCGUUUUGGCUGCUGCAAACCCAGUGGAGUCACAAUGGAACCCCAAGAAAACCACUAUAGAAAAUAUACAGCUUCCACAUACACUCUUAUCAAGGUUUGAUCUAAUAUUUUUGAUGCUGGAUCCACAAGAUGAAACAUAUGACCGCCGCUUAGCCCACCACCUUGUGGCUUUGUACUACCAGAGUGAGGAGCAAUUGAAAGAAGAGCACUUAGACAUGGCAGCAUUAAAGGAUUAUAUUGCAUAUGCUCGCACCUACGUGAAUCCAAGACUUGGUGAAGAAGCAAGCCAGGCUCUAAUAGAGGCCUAUGUAGACAUGAGGAAAAUCGGCAGUGGUCGUGGAAUGGUUUCUGCCUAUCCCAGACAACUCGAGUCUCUAAUACGCUUAUCAGAAGCGCAUGCAAAAGUACGCUUUUCUAGCAAGGUGGAAACAAUUGAUGUUGAAGAGGCAAAACGUCUUCAUCGUGAGGCUUUGAAACAGUCUGCCACUGAUCCCAGAACUGGCAUUGUUGAUAUAUCUAUUCUCACAACAGGAAUGAGUGCAACUGCUCGAAAACGUAAAGAAGAAUUGGCCCAGGUUUUAAAGAAGCUUAUCCAGUCCAAGGGCAAAACUCCAGCUUUCAAAUACCAGCAGCUUUUUGAGGAUCUACGUGGGCAGUCUGAUGCAGCCAUUACAAAAGACAUGUUUGAUGAAGCUUUGCAUGCACUUGCAGAUGAAGACUACUUAACAGUGACUGGAAAGACUGUAAGGUUGCUGUAAAAAGAUACUGUAUCUUCUGCAUACAUCUGUAUAGUAUCAACUUAUGAAAGCGGCUUUAAUUGUAGUGUUUACAUUUUGUAACGUCUUAUUUUUUGCUUUCUGGUAAAUGUUUUAUUGAAACUUAAAGUGCUUUGCCUCAAGUGCUCCUAUGUAACUGUUUUAGGCUACUAUGCAGAGUGCGAAGGGAAAAUAUUCUGUAUGAUGGACAGAAAAAAAAAACAUUCCAGCAAAUAUGUGUAAUUAUGGUAAUUUCACCAAAAUAAUCUGAUGUACAUUAAACUAUCAGGCUACAA
Molecule: messenger RNA, 3302 nt
Organism: Xenopus laevis (African clawed frog)
Lineage: Eukaryota; Metazoa; Chordata; Amphibia; Anura; Pipidae
Gene: mcm4.S
Product: minichromosome maintenance complex component 4 S homeolog
Exons: 17
Coding region: 433-3009 (858 amino acids)
Biological process (GO): DNA replication; DNA replication initiation; regulation of DNA-templated DNA replication initiation
Cellular component (GO): chromatin; CMG complex; chromosome
Molecular function (GO): ATP hydrolysis activity; single-stranded DNA helicase activity; chromatin binding
Source: RefSeq, a predicted model, not a curated record